Molecule: messenger RNA, 3363 nt
Organism: Penicillium subrubescens
Lineage: Eukaryota; Fungi; Ascomycota; Eurotiomycetes; Eurotiales; Aspergillaceae
Product: SacI domain and endonuclease/exonuclease/phosphatase family protein
Exons: 7
Coding region: 1-3363 (1120 amino acids)
Biological process (GO): phosphatidylinositol dephosphorylation
Cellular component (GO): membrane; cytoplasm
Molecular function (GO): phosphatidylinositol-4,5-bisphosphate 5-phosphatase activity; phosphatidylinositol-3,5-bisphosphate 5-phosphatase activity
Source: RefSeq, a predicted model, not a curated record
AUGUUUAAUCUCCGCGUUCUCUGUCAAGAUCAGCCACGACGGACAAUUGCAUUACUUGCUUCCGAUCAUGUCUUGAUCUUCCACUACAACGAAGCAGAGGGUGGGCCUAGAGCCGCCCCCCGCUGUCAGGUCGAAUUUCUCGAGGCUUCGUCCGUGGACCUUGCGGGAUAUCGAUCUUUGGGUGCUGGGUACGGCACUCUAGGUCUUGUUACGCUGAACGAAGAUGUUUUUGUUUGCGUGGUUACCGGCUCCUCGCAAGCGGCUACUGUGCGUCCCGCAGAAGCAGUUUCUAGGAUUGACAAUGUAGACUUCUAUUGUCUCAACCGAUCCGAAUAUGAGUAUGGCCUGGACUACGAAACUAGCUCCCAAUUCGCCGUCGAUGAGCGGCCUGGCACGGAUGGGAAAGAAGUUGUCACCGAUCAUCCGUUCCUGGCCUUGAAGAAGCUUCUUGGAGAUGGGAGUUUUUACUAUAGUCUCGAUUUCAACUUGACUGAUCGUUUGCAGGAUCGGUCGGAGAAAUCAGCCGCUUUUGACAUUGACUCAUUAGACGAGGACAUGUUGUGGAAUUCAUACAUGAUCCACCCCCUUCUUUUGUUCCGAAGUCACCUUCCACCUUACGACAAGGCAAAGCUCGAUGCAUCUCAAAUGUUGACAUGUGUCAUUCGAGGGUAUGCCGGUACACUGAAGAUCCCUGCAACAGUCUCAAUCUUGCCGAAAGUACGGACGAAUUUACCAGCUCUGUUGACCAUCAUCUCUCGGCAAUCCUCCCGGCGUGCCGGUACACGAUUCAACUCGCGAGGUAUCGAUGACGACGGAAAUGUGGCGAAUUUUGUAGAGACCGAGAUAGUUCUUUGGGUGUCUCCAGGGAUCUGCUUUUCAUAUGUGCAAAUUCGAGGCUCGGUGCCCAUUUUCUGGGAACAAACACCCGGACUGAUCCCUGGUCAGCAGAAGAUUGAAGUGACACGCUCGUUUGAAGCAACCCAGCACGCGUUCAACCAACACUUUGAGAGUUUGGAACUGGAGUACGGAGCUGUCCACAUUGUUAACCUACUCAGUGAACUCAAAUCUGGCGAGGCAGAUCUAUCGGCCAAGUUUCGAGAACAUAUUGCUCGAAGCUCUGUCAGGCAGAAAGAGGGGUUCCCGAGAUCUCCCCACCAAAGCCUUUUGCGAAUGACAGAUUAUGACUUCCAUGCCGAAACUCGAGGCCCCGCUGGAUAUGAAGCCAGUCAUCAAAUCAAGUAUGAAUUGGCCGACUCUCUGGACGGAUUUGCCUAUUUCCUAUCCGAGGAUAGUACCCGCCCGGCCUCUUCGAUCUUGGACAGAGAGGAUGCAGCCAGCACUUCGUCCAUCCUUCUUCAACAAGAAGGUGUUUUUCGAACUAAUUGUCUGGAUUGUCUUGAUCGGACAAACCUGGUUCAAACCAUCAUCAGUGCGAUGGCUCUGGGAGCCUUUUUAUCUCAGCAAGGUGCAAGACUUAGUUCGGACCUGCAAAUGCGACACUCCACCCUAUGGGCCGAUAAUGGAGAUGCACUUUCUAAGAUAUAUGCAGGAACUGGGGCCCUCAAGUCCUCUUUUACCCGCACUGGAAAAAUGUCUCUUGCGGGAGCGUUGGCAGACGCAAGGAAAAGCGCAACAAGACUCUACGUCAACAAUUUCACCGACAAAGCGCGACAAAAGACGAUUGACCUCUUGCUAGGUCGACUAGCAAACCAAAUCCCGGUUCAUCUCUAUGACCCAAUGAAUGAUCUAGUCACCGAAGACUUAAGUCGACGCGCGGCUGAAUACUCGUCUUCUAGGAAGAUUCGCAUGUGGGUUGGUACGUUCAACGUGAACGGUCGUGAUGAAGGUCCAGGCGCAGAUCUUUCUUCUUGGCUCUUCCCUGACGGGGAUCAUUCGAAGGAAGAUCCCACAAUAUUCGCCGUCGGGUUCCAGGAAAUUGUUGACCUCAGCCCUCAACAGAUCAUGUCAACUGAUCCAAGCAACCGCAAGGGCUGGGAAAGGGCCGUUCAAAAUUGUUUGAAUGAACACACGAGCGCGAGAGGAACCGGUAAAUAUGUCUUGCUGCGAAGUGGACAGCUUGUAGGCGCUGCCUUGAUGAUCUACGUAAAAGCAGAUGCGCUGAAGGAGAUCAAAAAUGUUGAAGGAGCUGUCAAAAAGACCGGUCUUUCCGGAAUUGCUGGCAACAAAGGAGGCUGUGCAAUCCGUUUCGACUUCUCAAACACGAGCAUCUGCUUCGUCACUGCCCAUCUGGCUGCUGGAUUUGGGAAUGACGAUGAACGAGAUCGCGAUUACGAAACAAUUGACCGUGGCUUGCGAUUCCAAAAGAAUCGAACUAUCGCCGACCAUGACUCCACGAUCUGGCUUGGUGACUUCAAUUAUCGAAUUGGUCUAGGCAACCACAUCGUUCGCGAUCUUGUAUCGCAAGGUGAUCUCCAGAAACUGUACGACAACGAUCAGUUGAAUCUGCACAUGGGCGCAGGAAGGGUUUUCCAAUUCUAUUCUGAAGGCCUCAUUACAUUCCCUCCAACCUAUAAAUAUGACGUUGGAACCGAUCAUUAUGAUACCUCUGAUAAGUCCCGAAUCCCCGCUUGGUGUGACCGCAUCCUGUGGAGAGGAGCCAACCUGCGACAGACACAAUACCAUACCGCCGAUCUAAGGUGUUCAGAUCAUCGACCAGUCUACGCCAAAUUCGAUUGUAUAAUUGACAUCGUCGACAUCGCACUCAAAGAUAAUCUCAGACGUUUACUCUACGAAGAGAAACAGCGCGAUGCGCUUUCCGAUACCAUCAAUCUGCUAGACAUGGAUGAUGAAGACAGUGCCCCGCAAGAUCCCAUUGCACCUGGCUUACCACCUGCGAGCUCUGAUCGAAGCAAAUGGUGGCUUGAUAAUGGCGUGGCUGCAAAAGCAGCGGUACAACCGCCAAAGGCCGGACUCGUUCCAAACCCUCAACGAAAAUCAAAUCCCUUUAGUAUGGACGACGAGCCGGACUGGAUCCCAGGCUCGAGAGAUACAGACCAGGGACCAGAUGCUCGUGUUGAUAGACGGCCAUUACCACCUCCCCGGCGGGGAACUUCAGGCAGAUCUAAAGAUAACAUGCAGUCUCCAGGAGGAGAUGCUCCUGUCGUGGAGAAAUCGCCGCCGGCGGUCCCUCGGAAACCAGUAUCGUUGAGCUCCCAAGCAACAGCUGGUCGAAUUCCCUCUGGAAGUUCUAGCCAAGAGAGAAGUGCUUCUCUACAAGGUAGUCCUAGUUUGAGGCAGACCGCAGAUGGAGGGAGAGGAGUGUCCAGUGCUGAGACAGGAGAUCUCUUAGGCGAUGCGUCAGGAGAACCUAUUGGGUGGAAGCCGCUACUUCCUCAGCGAUAA